AUGGAGCAUCUCUCUGUUGACCAUGGCAAGAAGUCCAAGCUCCAGUUUUCCAUCUACCCAUCUCCCCGGGUCUCCACAGCUGUCGUGGAGCCCUACAACUCCAUCCUCACCACUCACAGCACCCUGGAGCAUUGUGACUGUGACUUCUUGAUAGACAAUGAAGCCUCCUUUAACAUCUGUUGUAGAAAUCUGGACAUUGAACGACCAACCUACAUCAACCUCAAUCGCCUGAUUAGUCAGGUAGCGUCCUCCACCACUGCUUCCCUCAGGUUUGAUGGAGCCCUGAAUGUUGACCUGGCAGAAUUCCAGACCAACUUGGUGCUCUAUCCCCGCAUCCACUUCCCUUUGACCACCUAUGCCCCUGUCAUCUCCGCUGAGAAAGCAUACCACGAACAGCAGGCAUUGUCUCCCACUUUCUCUUCACUGCCAUUCCCCCUCUCUCUUCACCUCACUGAGCACAGAGUAAGGCCCACUAACUUGAUCCUGAAGCACCUACUCUUUGCCAACUGUUUGACCCUCCUCUUCAAAGGUGUGCCCCACACUAUGGCAGCCUUGGGGUGGAGGCAUUUUUCCAGCGAUAUUGAAUGCAAACUUGUUUUGUAUCUACACAGAGUGGGAAGAGGAGUGUCCCUAUGCACCACCUGCCUUCUGAGUGUCUUCCAGGCCAUCACCAUAAGCCCCUGGACCUCCAGGUGGGCAGGGCUUAAGGACAAAGCCCCCGGGUACAUGAGCAUCCUCAUUUCCCUGUCUUGGGUCCUUGAAAUGCCGAUAAAUGUCAUGUUUCCCAUAUAUUUGAGUGCCUCAUUGAAGAAAAUAAACACCACAGAUUUGAAAGUCUUUAUAUUCUAUUCUGAUGUUUAUCACGGCCAAACUUCAAACUCAGUGUGUACAGUCCUGCUGUUUCUCACAGAUGCUGUGUGUCUGGGGUUCAUGCUCUGGGCCAGUGUCUCCAUGCUUCUCAUCCUGCACAGGCACCAGCAGAGGGUCCAGCACCUUCACAGGAACAAGGUCUCCUCCAGACACUCCCCUGAGUCCAGGGCUACCAGGACCAUCCUCCUCCUGGUGAGCACCUUUGUCUUCUUCUACCUCCUCUCCUCCAUCUGCCAGACUCUUCUGGGUCUUCUUAACCAGCCCUCCGCAUUGCUGGUGAACAUUGCUGCCAUGAUGGCUUUGUGCUUCCCAGCCAUCAGUCCCUUUCUACUCAUGAGCAGGGACUCCGGCAUGGUUAGGUUCUGA
Molecule: messenger RNA, 1236 nt
Organism: Erinaceus europaeus (western European hedgehog)
Lineage: Eukaryota; Metazoa; Chordata; Mammalia; Eulipotyphla; Erinaceidae
Product: vomeronasal type-1 receptor 4-like
Exons: 3
Coding region: 1-1236 (411 amino acids)
Biological process (GO): G protein-coupled receptor signaling pathway; microtubule-based process
Cellular component (GO): microtubule; membrane
Molecular function (GO): structural constituent of cytoskeleton; GTP binding; pheromone receptor activity
Source: RefSeq, a predicted model, not a curated record